Molecule: messenger RNA, 663 nt
Organism: Prorocentrum cordatum
Lineage: Eukaryota; Dinophyceae; Prorocentrales; Prorocentraceae
Source: the annotation of a GenBank genome assembly
AUGACGCUGCCAUGGGGUAUACAGGAGGCCACCAUGAGCGAGAUGCAGCAGGUGGCACUCGGGAACCAGCUGUACCGCACGGCCAUCUACCUGAUCCUGCUGGGCCUUCCCCUCCAGGUCUCCGCGAUCCUGGAGCACCCAGCCCCAGCUGUUUGGUGCCCACAGGCGCCGAGCAGUUGGCACCAACCAGAAGUCCGAUGGCUGGCUGGGCUACCACAAGCUGAGAUCCUGUAUCUGGACCAAUGCCAGUUCGGGCAACUAGCCCAGAAGCCGACGCAGCUGCUGACCGUGAACCUGCCAGAACCGGGACGUGAGCUGGCGGCACAUCCAGGAGGGCCCAGGUGCAGGCACACAUCCCACCGCGGUGUAUACGGCAGGGACGGGCGCGGAGGAUGGCGGACGGCACCGCUCAAGGAGUGUCCUCCGCAGAUGUGCCGCGCCAUGGCGGCGGCUCUGUAUGCCAGGAGGCAGAAGCGGGACACGACUGCUGCAGGGCGGACUGGGCCCACCGCCGCCAAAGCGCUGAUGACCAAGGGCGCCUCACGCAUCCAGACGGCGCACCACAGGAUCAAGCACCUCGUGCCCCUGGAGGCGGAUGAGCAGCUCAUGCGGGCGGGCCGCCACCGAGGUGGAAGCGCGGGGAGCCGCUACAUCACACCCUGA